AUGUCAUCUGGAGAAUGGGAUUUGUGUGCGCUGAAGGCGCUCGAGGAGGAGGAGCAGAAGGAGUUUCUGGCGCUCAGCCAAAAGAAUCUCUUCGAGGCGCCCCUUCCAACAGGUGGGGCUGAAAAUGGAAGUGUCAGCGGUGUCAGCGGUGCCAGCGGUGCCAAGCCAGCUUUGACCUAUGCGCAACUGCAUCCACAUCUGCUCAAGUUGCCCACCAUCGAUGAGUGCCAGCUUAUAGCUACCAAGCGGCAAUCGCCUGGCAGCGUCGCCAGCAGCACUCGCUUAAAGUUUUCCCGCGCGCUUUCUCUAUCUGCACAUUCUUUAUCACCACGAGCUGCAGGUGGAGGUGGAGGCAGUAUGGGCUUUGGCAAGAAACUCAAGGCACGCCUUGUGGGCGCCAAAUCAAGCGGAUCCUUGUCGCCGUCCCGCCACUCUUACAGCUAUAGUGUCUCGCCCGUAUAUACGCCGCCGCCUAUGCGCCGCUGUGCCACGCUUCAUCACACGCAACCGGUACGCAAAACCUUCAAGACACUGCAACAGUUGGAGCGUCAGAAGCGGCAGAACCAGGCAGCACAAGCGAAGCAGAUGCCGCCGCAGUUGCAGCGCAUUGUGGGUACCAACAAAACCUAUUGGAAAUACGGCGCCAACUCAACGGCUGCAUCGAUCAUUGGCCAACGCGCUCGACUGCAUCAACAGCAACAGCUGAGCGAACUGGAGUCCAACACGUCGGACGAACCGAAUCCGGAAACAGCUGAGUCUGAAGCACCUGACAGCGUCACAGAAACAGGCUCGUGUAGUGUCCCAUUGCCACCAGCGGACUCCAACGAGCUGCUGCGGCUCAGCCUAAUGCUAACCGCAGCCAGCACGGCGGUGACAGUGACUGCCUCGGCGGCGGCAGCAGCAGCAACUGGUGGGCAGGCAAGCAGGCGCUAUCAGCCCCACGGCAUCGACGAGGACGUUGUCAAUGGCGAAACUGUUGCUUACGAAGCUUUUCACAGGCAAAGCAAAAGCUUUGAGCGCGCGCUCUUAUGCGGCGGAAGCUUAACAUUAACAGCGCAAGAGAGCCACAGUCCUGGCCCGAGUCCCAAUCGUAAUCGGGCAAUGCAAUCCACAGGCGGUAAGCGUAUGUUAAAGUCCACAUCCCUUGAGGGUGAGAGUGCGAGCGCUCUUGAUUACCAACAACAACAACAACAGCAGCAACAGCAACAGAUUAUUGGUCAGCCUCUGGCUAUGAUGGGCCUGACACAGGCCACAAAUCAGCCAGAGGAGCUUCAAGGAAGCGAAGUUCGUUAUCUGAAGCGGGAUGCUGACUGGGAGCCAGGCAUGGGGCGUAAGCAAGUUAAAUAUAAUCAGGAUUUGAGUGCUGCUUGUUAUGGACAUAAUGCUACGCUAGGUGGCGCCACAAUCGAAGAUGAACUGGAGCAUCAUAUCAAGCAUUGCUCGUGCUCCUGCAAUCACAUGGGUUACGGCAAUUCAAUGGACUAUCAGGUAAGUGUUAACAGCAGCUCCUUAUGA
Molecule: messenger RNA, 1515 nt
Organism: Drosophila hydei
Lineage: Eukaryota; Metazoa; Arthropoda; Insecta; Diptera; Drosophilidae
Exons: 1
Coding region: 1-1515 (504 amino acids)
Source: RefSeq, a predicted model, not a curated record